Brugia malayi is the source of this 186-nucleotide messenger RNA. RefSeq lists its product as uncharacterized. The coding region runs from base 1 to 186 and encodes 61 amino acids. The transcript has 2 exons. The record is from RefSeq and is a predicted model, not a curated record. Lineage: Eukaryota; Metazoa; Nematoda; Chromadorea; Rhabditida; Onchocercidae.
AUGGAAAAAGAGAAAUGUUUACUUGCUGAAGUGUACAUGAAAGGAAAAGAAAACAACACAUUAUCAUCAUCAUCAUCAUCAUCAUCAACUAUCCUGAACUAUACCUAUAGUGUGGGAAUAGAACUGGUCUUUUCACUUAAGAGUUGCACUUGCUGUAAUCAACAGCAAAGAGACUUUUGUGAGUAA